Molecule: messenger RNA, 483 nt
Organism: Helianthus annuus (common sunflower)
Lineage: Eukaryota; Viridiplantae; Streptophyta; Magnoliopsida; Asterales; Asteraceae
Exons: 2
Coding region: 52-462 (136 amino acids)
Source: RefSeq, a predicted model, not a curated record
ACAAAACAUGAAAACAAUGAGGAUGAAUCUGUUCAAGAUUAUAAUGAAUCAAUGGAUGAUGAUUCUGUUGACGUUUCUUCCAUCUUAACCAACUCUGAUAUCGAUGGAAUGUAUAAUGAGGAAGACGUUGAAGUUUCAGAUUAUGAAGAAGAUAAAAAGCGCGAUCCGGACUACAAUCCUAUUGAGUUUGAGUGGAAGUACGACAGGCAUUUUCGUCUAAGUGCUGAUCUUGCUGAAGCAUCAAGAAUUGACAUGACUACGGAGAUGUAUGUACAGAACUUAGAUGGAGUGGAUACGUUGAUUUCAUUUCAUGGUGAGAAAAACGGUGGUGGUUUUCGAUAUGAGGCUUUGAAAUGGCGUACUAAAUUUACCAAACCAAAUGGUAUCAAUCCUCCUGCUACAUGCACGUUUGUUUAUUGCCCAGUUCAAAAGAAAUUGAUUUUGAAGAAGGUUGACAAAUAGUUCCUUUCAAACUUUGGAAUU